AUGGGAAAAGUUCACGGAUCUCUCGCUCGUGCCGGUAAGGUCAAGUCUCAGACCCCUAAGGUCGAGAAGCAAGAGAAGGCCAAGACCCCUAAGGGCCGCGCCAAGAAGAGACUCACAUACACCCGCCGUUUCGUCAACGUCACCUUGACCGGUGGCAAGCGAAAGAUGAACCCCAACCCUGGCGCAUAA
Molecule: messenger RNA, 189 nt
Organism: Daldinia caldariorum
Lineage: Eukaryota; Fungi; Ascomycota; Sordariomycetes; Xylariales; Hypoxylaceae
Product: ribosomal protein S30
Exons: 4
Coding region: 1-189 (62 amino acids)
Biological process (GO): translation
Cellular component (GO): cytosolic small ribosomal subunit; ribosome
Molecular function (GO): structural constituent of ribosome
Source: RefSeq, a predicted model, not a curated record